Molecule: messenger RNA, 1359 nt
Organism: Xiphophorus maculatus (southern platyfish)
Lineage: Eukaryota; Metazoa; Chordata; Actinopteri; Cyprinodontiformes; Poeciliidae
Gene: trmt10a
Product: tRNA methyltransferase 10A
Exons: 6
Coding region: 212-952 (246 amino acids)
Biological process (GO): tRNA N1-guanine methylation
Cellular component (GO): nucleoplasm; nucleus; cytosol
Molecular function (GO): tRNA binding
Source: RefSeq, a predicted model, not a curated record
UGAAGGCGUCUGUCGCUCCUGACUGACGUCACAUAUGCGCAAAUGACAUCGUGUGUUUGGCAGAGAAAUACUCGUGCGUUGUACUGUUUUCCUCCAUUGUUGCAGUGAUUUAAAUUGUUUACGGAACUUUUGAGCGGUCAGUAACCCCCCCCCAGUUAGCUGUGGCCCGGCCGGCCACCUCAGCGAGCUGCCAUCAGUCACUGGGUCUCAGAUGGCGGAUGUUAGCGGGGAAACUUCAGCUUCUCCCAGGCAGAGGAGUGAAUGCAGGAGCGAGACUGGAGAUGCUGUCCCGGGAAACCAGACCCUGUCCAAGAGGCAGAAAAAGAAGCUCCUGAAGCAGCAGAAAUGGGAGGAAGAGAGAGAGCUGCGAAAACAGAGAAGAAAGGAGAGGAAGCAGCAGCGCAAACUGCAGCGACAGAACACCCAGCAGGAGAACAGAGGAGAGGGUCCGAGUGGCCGGAAACGGCCAUGCACAGAGGCCACGCCCAGCUCUCUCAGGCUGCUGGUGGACUGCAGCUUUGACGACCUCAUGCUCAUCAAGGACGUUCGUAAGCUCCACAAACAGAUCCAGCGCUGCUACGCUGAGAACAGACGGGCUUCACACCCUGUUCAGUUUUAUCUAACGAGUCUGGGAGGACAGCUGAAGCAGAGCAUGGAUGAGAAGGACAAAGGAUGGGUGAACUGGAAGGAUAUCACCAUUAAAGCAGAACACUACAGUGAAGUGGUGGUUAAGGAUGAGCUGGUGUACCUGACCUCGGACUCCCCCAAUGUAGUGGAGGAGCUGGACCAGAAGAAGGCCUAUGUGAUUGGAGGCCUGGUGGACCACAACCACCAUAAGGGCAUUAGUUAUGAGCGGGCGAAGGAGCUAGGGAUCGGCCAUGCACAGCUUCCUCUGAGCAGUUUUGUUAAAAUGAACAGUCGGAAGGUUCUGGCGGUCAAUCAUGGUAAGUAGUGACAUUCAUUGAUGACAAACAAAUCCAUAUGAUAAAGAUAUAGGGUGGAGGAUGUUGAUUUUUGUUGCUGCUGUUGAGCCAUUUUUGACUCAAUUUGGCCAUAUCUUUAGAUUAGUUUACUGAAACAAAUAUUUCCUAAUAUAGGAGCUUUUCUCACUGAAUAAAGGAAAAGUUGUAUUUGUCUUCAUUUUCACGGUGUGAUAAUGCUGCUGAAAUAAAAGAGAAUAUUUUUGAUUUACUUUAAAUAUCAUGGAAAAGUCCAAUACAUUUUCUCCCUUAUUUCAGGAAGUGAAACUCCAUUAUUUAGAUUAAUCACAGCCUUCAUUGUAAUUUUGAAGAUUGUGGUUGAAACCCCAAAAUUCUGUGUCUCAGAAGAUUAAAGUAUUACAUAAGAUUAAAAAAUAUU